This is a messenger RNA of Struthio camelus australis, 2662 nucleotides long. NCBI's taxonomy places the organism in Eukaryota, Metazoa, Chordata, Aves, Struthioniformes, Struthionidae. The record is from RefSeq and is a predicted model, not a curated record.
UACCUCUUCUUUGGAUAGGUUUCUUAUGAUAUGGAAGCUGAAGGCACAGUCCAGAGCGUUCAGAUUUGUAGGGCACGUGGAAGCUGUGACCAGUGUACAGUUCUCACCAGAUGGGCAACUAGUUGCUUCGGCUUCUCAGGAUCGUACUGUCAGACUAUGGAUUCCUUGUAUUCAUGGAGAAUCAUCAGUACUAAAAGGUCAUACAGCACCUGUUCGUAGCGUGAGCUUCUCACAGGAUGGCCACUUUCUAGUAUCAGCAUCCAAUGAUAAAUCGAUAAAAAUAUGGAGUGUUCACCGUCAGCGCCUUUUCUUUUCUAUAUCCCAGCACACUCACUGGGUUCGCUGUGCCAAAUUUUCACCUGAUGGAAGAAUAAUAGCAUCUUGCAGUGAAGAUAAAACUAUUAAAAUAUGGGAUACAAGAAAUAAAACAUGUGUUGAUAGCUUCGUAGAUUACGGAGGAUUUGCAAAUUUUGUGGAUUUCAAUCCAAGUGGUACCUGUAUAGCUUCUGCAGGUUCCAAUCAUACAGUGAAACUGUGGGAUAUUCGAACAAACAAGCUACUACAGCAUUACAGAGUUCACAGAGCAGGAGUUAACUGUGUGUCGUUCCAUCCUUCUGGUAACUAUCUCGUCACUGCUUCUACUGAUGGUACCCUUAAGAUUUUGGACCUCUUAGAAGGAAGGCUUAUUUACACACUUCAUGGACACAAGGGACCGGUCCUUUCUGUGGCUUUUUCAAAAGGUGGUGAAAAAUUUGCCUCAGGUGGAGCAGAUGCUCAGGUAUUUCUUUGGAAAACCAACUUUGAUUCAUUUGAUUAUAAAGAAGUUCUUAAGCAGCAUAUUAGAAGAACGCAUACUGAUGACCCUCCUCAUCUUCUUGAUAUUUACCCAAGGUCACCACAUCCGCAUGAUGAAAAAUGUCAGUCAGUUGAGGUCAACCCUAGCUUUGAUGUGCCUGAUACACAAACACAUGACCCACCAAUCAUAGAAAUAAGUUCCUCUUCAUCUUUCAAUACUCUGAGGAGGGGAGCUGGAUUUUCAAAUGGUGUUUUUACAUUCAAGGAUGAUAUCAGCAGUGAAGAGUCGCAGUAUCCCUCUGCUUCAGGCUUGGCUACAAGUCCCAAAAGGAAAUCAGAGAAUGAAAGUGAAUCAGCUUUGCGUAAUGUGGAGAAGCAAAGAGGCAUCUCCCCAUCCCUGGCUAAUGCUUUGGAGCACAUAGUGGAGCAGCUGGAUGUUUUAACUCUAACUAUUUCAAUCCUGGAACAACGGCUCACUUUGACUGAAGAUAAAUUAAAAGAAUGCUUAGAAAAUCAGCAAAAAAUGUUACCUCAGGGAAGACAGGGAGAAUAAAAAACACAAAUAAUCUGUACUGAUGAAUAUGUUUUCUCAAGGAAAUAAUAAAUGUUGCUUCACUGUAUUUGGCUAUAAGCAAAAAAUAAUAAUUUAUUUUCUUAUUUUAACAAGUCAGUUUAAUAAAAGUGAAGAAAAAAUACACAACACAUUUUAAACAUUGGUAGCAAGCAGAUAUUUUUGUUACAUAUUUAAUAAAAUGCAGCCCAGCCAAAACUAAUAAUUUCUCAAAUCAUUCCCAUUGAAAGUUACAGGAGUGUUAUUUCAACCUAAGAUCUUUAAAUACAACUAAGCAACGAACUAUGCAAUUUUAGAUGGAUAGUAAUUAUUAUGGAAGUGCACUGUGCAGGUUUUUCAACCUAGAAAAGGGCUGUGAAAAUGAUGCUCUUUGUGCUAAGGCAAUUUUACUCAAGCAUCUAAAUUAAAUAAGACCUAAUUACCACUAACUGCUAAAAUGCCAUGGGUUUUCUGUCUCUUACAUUAGUAUGUUUUACGAAAAAGUGAUGACAGGUGCUCUUCAUCUUCUAAAUAUUUCAGUGGUGAUUAUAAGAUUUUUAAGUGUAAAAACUUUCAGUUCCAAAUAUAAAAAUGAAGUCACUUAAACUUUGAAACAACAGUUGGAUCUGUGAAUUCAGCUGCAAGAUUGGUGCAUUAUCUUAUAUUUCCAUUCAUUAUGUAAUCCAUUAAAAAUCAUUCUUCAUGUUUAGAAGAGCAAAUUUACUUUCAGACUUCUGAAGAAUGAGAAAACUAAACACAAAAUAAUAUGAAGUCUGUAUCCUAAGUACGAAAGAUUCUCAUCCUCCAAGGACUUGCAGAGGUGCUCAGACUUUGCAUGCUAUGAAUGGCCUCCCCAGAAAUCAGUUAACACUGUAUAAAUUAAGCCAUAAAUCAGUAAAGACCUUUUGUGAGUCAGUUUGCAAUGUAUGAUGAAUUUUGUUUCUAUUUCUAAUAAAGAUAUGAUUUUUAGAAAGACGUAGAAUUGCUGGUAUUAUUCUUUAAUAGAGAACAUCUUUCCUUCUUUACGUGGCCAUACUAUUUUUUAAAUGGCAAUUGUAGAACACCUCUUGUAAAUCCACAGUCAAAACUAAACCAUGUUCCCUUUCUGCAGCGUCGUAUUUUGUAUGUUGAAAAAUAAGACAAUUGAAAUGAGCGUUUUAAUCCAGCUCUGCAACUGACUGUACAUAGCUAAAGCCCAUUUGCUAGACUGAACCUCAUUAAAGUCAAUAGAAUUCAGCUUAAGCACAGAAUCUCACUGUGCAAAUAUUAGUGCAGUUGGAGCCAAAGCAAUGAGCAGUAGAUUUUUUUAAAACUUUU